GCAGCGCCCCCCCUCACUCGCGCAUUAGGAGGCUCUGGUCGUUGUAGUGUGUCGUCUUCCUGCCUGCGUCAGGGACCUGCCCGACUCCGUGGCCACCAUGGCAUCAGAUGAAGGCAAGCUUUUCGUUGGAGGGCUGAGUUUUGACACCAAUGAGCAGUCGCUGGAGCAGGUUUUCUCAAAAUAUGGACAGAUCUCUGAAGUGGUGGUCGUGAAAGACAGGGAGACCCAGCGAUCUCGGGGGUUUGGUUUUGUCACCUUUGAGAACAUCGAUGACGCCAAGGACGCCAUGAUGGCCAUGAAUGGGAAGUCUGUAGAUGGGCGGCAGAUCAGAGUUGACCAGGCAGGCAAGUCGUCUGACAACCGAUCCCGUGGGUACCGAGGUGGCUCUGCCGGAGGCCGGGGCUUCUUCCGCGGAGGCCGAGGCCGGGGCCGUGGGUUCUCCAGAGGAGGAGGGGACCGAGGCUAUGGGGGCAGCCGGUUCGAGUCCAGGAGUGGGGGCUACGGAGGCUCCAGAGACUACUACAGCAGCCGGAGUCAGGGUGGCUAUGGUGACCGGAGCUCGGGUGGGUCCUACAGAGACAGCUACGACAGUUACGCUACACACAACGAGUAAAAAUCCUUCCUGCUCGAGAUCGUCCUUCCAAUGGCUGUAUAUUUAAAGAUUUUGGGAGCUUCGCUGAAUCGUUCAUGUGUAGUGAACACACCUCCUUGUAUGCCCACUUUUGUAGUUAUUUGAGUUCUGAUCUUGUCACACCCAGCCUGCCUGCUUCUGACCCCCGACGUGGCCUCAUCGGUAGACUUUUUUUUUUUUUUUUUUUUAAAGGAAGCGCUGUCCGUUUUUAAGGGUUUUAAAAACGUUUUGAAAAGCUCUUCAGAUUUACUUUUUUUUUUUUUACCGUGAGCCAUGAAUUUUUAGAAAAAGUCGUCGGGGGUUAUGUGGGUUUUGGGGAGUUUUUUUGGUUUUCGUUUUAGGUUCUUUUUUUUUGGUUGUGUUGCCUUUUUUAUCUUUUUAGUGGGGUUGGCCCAGUGAAGUUGGGUGCCCCAAUUCACUUCUCUCUGAGAUCGAACUCUGAAUCCGCUCUGUCGGAAGCUGAGCAAGCUGUGGCUUUUUUCCAACUCCAUGUAAUGUUUCUGAGUGUAGUGUGGUAGGACACCGUGCUGGGGUGGCAGAGGCUGCCCUGGAGCCCCGGCCUGUACACCCAUCUGUGCCCUGUAUGCCCACGGUAGACGUGCAGACGUCCCCGAGAGGUUCUUGAAGAUGUUUAUUUAUAUUGUCCUUUUUUAUCGGAAGACGUAUGCAUCCUCCAUUGAUGUUGUAUUUGCAGUGGCUAAGGAAUUCUUGUAUGCAGUUUUCUUUGGCUUUACGAAGCCGAUUAAAAGACCGUGUGAAACGAA
Molecule: messenger RNA, 1395 nt
Organism: Cynocephalus volans (Philippine flying lemur)
Lineage: Eukaryota; Metazoa; Chordata; Mammalia; Dermoptera; Cynocephalidae
Gene: CIRBP
Product: cold inducible RNA binding protein
Exons: 7
Coding region: 98-613 (171 amino acids)
Biological process (GO): positive regulation of mRNA splicing, via spliceosome
Cellular component (GO): spliceosomal complex
Molecular function (GO): RNA binding
Source: RefSeq, a predicted model, not a curated record